AUGACCGGGGCCCAGUCCCAGGGCUUGGUCCUGCAGCCCGUCUGGGACUACCUCCACCAGAACCACCAUGACCUCCUGAGAAGCCCUCUGUGCCCCGUGGUGCUCUCCGUCACCACCUACUUCUUCGUGGUUGGUCUUUACACGCUGCUUGACCUGCUGGCUCCCACCUGGCCCUGCAUUAACCGCUACAGGCUCCAUCCUCACAGAGCCGUCACCUGGCCCAACAUCUGGGAUACGCUGGGAGUCACCAUCUACAACCAUCUGCUGUACAUCUUUCCCGCUGCGGUGGCGCAGUGGCUGUGGAGGCCGCCCAGCCUGUUGCCCUGCGAGGCACCCACUCUCCGGAGCUUCUUCCUGGGCAUCCUGGGCUGCACGCUGGUCUUUGACUUCCAGUAUUACCUGUGGCACCUGUUGCACCACCGGAUACCGUGGCUGUACCGCACGGUCCACGCCGUGCACCACCAGUACAACCAGCCCUUCAGCCUCGUCACCCAGUACCUGUCUGGAUGCGAGUUAUUCAACUUGGGAUUUUGGGCUACAGUAGACCCCAUCAUGCUCCAGUGCCACUGCCUCACAACAUGGGGCUUCAUGGUCUUCAACAUCUACAUUUCCACCGAGGACCACUGCGGCUACGACUUCCCGUGGGCCAUACACAACCUGGUGCCCUUUGGCCUGUGGGGUGGUCCGCCCAAGCAUGAUGCUCACCACCAGCGGCCCAACACUAACUUUGCCCCAUUCUUCUCUCACUGGGACUGGCUCGGGGGCACCCACACCGUGCCAACUCCCCUGAGCCACGCUGCCGUGGAGGAGCCAGACGAGAUGAAAGGGACAAAAGACUAA
Messenger RNA from Perca flavescens (yellow perch), 840 nucleotides. RefSeq names its product cholesterol 25-hydroxylase like 2 (gene ch25hl2). The transcript has a single exon. The record is from RefSeq and is a predicted model, not a curated record. Gene Ontology annotation, biological process: lipid biosynthetic process. Bases 1 to 840 code for a protein of 279 amino acids. NCBI's taxonomy places the organism in Eukaryota, Metazoa, Chordata, Actinopteri, Perciformes, Percidae. Gene Ontology annotation, molecular function: iron ion binding; oxidoreductase activity.